Molecule: messenger RNA, 650 nt
Organism: Sphaerulina musiva SO2202
Lineage: Eukaryota; Fungi; Ascomycota; Dothideomycetes; Mycosphaerellales; Mycosphaerellaceae
Product: ribosomal protein L11
Exons: 2
Coding region: 43-594 (183 amino acids)
Biological process (GO): translation
Cellular component (GO): ribosome; mitochondrial large ribosomal subunit
Molecular function (GO): structural constituent of ribosome; large ribosomal subunit rRNA binding
Source: RefSeq, a predicted model, not a curated record
AUCCAUCCAUGUAGUAUUCGUUGAUAAUCCAACACCUCCCAAAUGGCACGAAAAGCAAUUCAAAAUGACCAAAUCGUCAAACUCAUCGUCGGCGCAGGCCAGGCAUCUCCUUCGCCGCCCGUAGGUCCCGCGCUCGGUUCCAAAGGUGUCAAGAGUAUGGAUUUCUGCAAGGAAUUCAACGCGCGAACAGCAAACUACAUCCCCGGCACCCCGAUACCCGCACGAGUAACCGUCCGCCCCGACCGCUCCUUCCACUUUGAAAUCCGCACACCACCCACAGCCUCCCUCCUCCUCUCAGCCGCGGGCGUCUCACCCAUCAAAAACAAACUUCGCGGCGCAGGAAAUACCGCUGGGCCCAAAGUCAAAGCAGCCGCAGCCGCAGCCGGAGCAACAGGUAAAGCAGCUUUUCAUGGAGCUUCUGCUCCGCCGGGAAAUGCGGCGUUGGGGAGUGUGGGGAAAAUCAGUUUGAAGCAUGUUUAUGAGAUUGCGAAGAUUAAGCAGAGUGAGACGAGGUUGUCGGGCGUGAGUUUGGAGGCGAUGGUGAAGAGUGUUAUUGCGCAGGCGGGGAGUAUUGGUGUGAUUGUGGAGCCUUGAAAUGGUAGGAGGUAUAUGGGGGAGAGAGAGAGAGAGAGAGAGAGAGAGAGAGAGAG